Messenger RNA from Anoplopoma fimbria (sablefish), 825 nucleotides. RefSeq lists its product as uncharacterized. The record is from RefSeq and is a predicted model, not a curated record. NCBI's taxonomy places the organism in Eukaryota, Metazoa, Chordata, Actinopteri, Perciformes, Anoplopomatidae. The transcript has a single exon. The coding region runs from base 1 to 825 and encodes 274 amino acids.
AUGACGACACACCGCAACACCGCCGUGCGUAAAACCUACCCAAACCUACCCAAACCUACCCAAACCUACCCAAACCUACCCAAACCUACCCAAACCCACCCAAACCUACCCAAACCUACCCAAACCACCCAAACCUACCCAAACCUACCCAAACCUACCCAAACCCAAACCUACCCAAACCUACCCAAACCUACCCAAACCUACCCAAACCUACCCAAACCCCCACCCAAACCUACCCAAACCUACCCAAACCUACCCAAACUACCCAACCUACCCAAACCUACCCAAACUACCCAAACCCACCCAAACCUACCCAAACCUACCCAAACCUACCCAAACCUACCCAAACCUACCCAAACCUACCCAAACUACCCAAACCUACCCAAACCUACCCAAACCACCCAAACCUACCCAAACCUACCCAAACCACCCAAACCUACCCAAACCUACCCAAACCUACCCAAACCCCAAACCUACCCAAACCUACCCAAACCUACCCAAACCUACCCAAACCUACCCAAACCUACCCAAACCUACCCAAACCUACCCAAACCUACCCAAACCCCUACCCAAACCCCAAACCUACCCAAACCACCCAAACCUACCCAAACCUACCCAAACCCUACCCAAACCUACCCAAACCACCCAAACCUACCCAAACCUACCCAAACCUACCCAAACCUCCCCAAAACCUACCCAAACCUACCCAAACCUACCCAAACCUACCCAAAACCCAACCCAAAAAACCUACCCAAACCUACCCAAACCUACCCAAACCUACUUAGUCUGCCGCGUCCCCGACACUCUCCCCCGGUCUGCUGCUGA